AAUUCCCUGAACUCUAGGAAGGUUCCAUUAAAUUGGAACAUGGUGAAUAUUAAUUCCUUUGUUCAAAAAAGGGAGACAACGAGCAGGAAACUACAGGCAGAAGGUUUGGGAGCACAGGGCUGCUGAAGGAUUACUGCCUCUGCAGUCACAGUAACAAAUGGGUGGUUGUUCCAGUCAGUCACUGUGCCUUGGACAUGAAAGUAAUCACUGCCAGGCUCGGCUGCUGCCAGAACCUUCUGACAUUCACAAACCGGGACGUCAAACAGUGCCUGGGAAUGAGCACAAUGGCCUGAAGCUGAGCAGUGAUGAUUUGGAGAAGCUCACUAGUGCUUGGACCUGUCGAGACAUUGGAUCAAUGACCAAACAGAGUGACGGAGAAUCAAAGGAGAUCAGCAAAUUAGAGAUAGUUACAGAUGAUAUCUCCAACAUUAAACAUGAUUCUCUCCAUCAGUUCUGGCUGUCGAUGGGAAGGAAUUGCAGAUGUGAAUGUGGGACUGGACGGUCUUGGCAAACAGUGACUGGACAAGAAGUGACUGAAAUCAAAGAAGUGACUGAGACGGUCAUCACUGAGGUCAUUGAAGUCAUUGAGUUCCCGGUCAAUCAGAGGAGGAGCGAGUCAAAGAAAACCACCAUGGCUGGGAUCUUGCUGUGCCAUAAGCAGACUGUGCAGGAGGGUUUGGAAUCUCCUGGAGAAUGUAGACAAGAGGCAACAGAGCCAAGAAACUUACAACUUGAGAAGAACAAGCUCCAACUGACUGGGAAAGACCCUGGCCAAGCUAGCCCUCCAUUGGCCUCAGGACUUGUUGAUGAUGAUUUGGAAAGUUGGAUCAAUGACAUUGAAGAUGUGACAGCCAAUCAGAGGCCUCCCUCCUCUGAGCUGGAGGUACUGAAAGCACAAUUACAGGAACAGAAGAUUGAACUGUCUGAUGCUAACAGCCACAAUCUGGAACAGAUUCAGCGUGAGAUCAGACUGAAAUAG
Rhincodon typus (whale shark) is the source of this 979-nucleotide messenger RNA. RefSeq lists its product as uncharacterized. Bases 158 to 979 code for a protein of 273 amino acids. NCBI's taxonomy places the organism in Eukaryota, Metazoa, Chordata, Chondrichthyes, Orectolobiformes, Rhincodontidae. The record is from RefSeq and is a predicted model, not a curated record. The transcript has 5 exons.